GAUAACGGCCCCACCCGCGCGACACCAUGGUAGGGUCCAACAUAGAGAGGGGUAGUGGUCAUCAAGGGAAAAACCCGACAGGAUUCAGCAAACAGAGCGGUAAACGGCGCUGCUAUAGGUCUAGCCGCAUUCGGUUUCCCUGCUCCGCUGGCCGCCAGGCAACACCUCAGGCCAAGGCGAGCAAGCGCGAAGCAGCAAGAUGCCGAGAGCAUGCCCUACUUGCUGGAUAGCGUCAGCGAGGUUGUUGGAAGGAGAAGCCAUCAUGUCUCGGGCAUCGACGUUGCAGCACCAGCCAGAAGAAAAUAAAAAAAAUGGAACUUCCGCGCGUGACCGAGUAGACGGCUGGACGAGGAAAGGCCUUCCCGAGAGCAACGGACGCAGCUGGCGCGUAAGCAGCGCUCGACAGCGAGGAUACAGCGCGGAGAAACGGGGCACCGCCUACGGCAUUUUGGAGGACUUCAAGAACGAAUAUAGGGUGAAGGUGAUCUCCGAAAGCAAGAAUCGAUUCAGGCAGCCCACCCCUUCGAUUUUCUUCUUGCCACAGAACGAGCUUGCAAGAUCAUCUUCAUGCCAUUCUCCGCUUGUGUCGGUACAGGAACGCCUUGUCUGAGCUAUCCCACGCCUCAACAUAUAUGUGUGCCAUCCUGCCCACGGUGUUGAUUUUCCUUGUCUCGAGUGUUCGCGCAACGAAACGGCAGAUCGGCGCAUCAGCAAUAUAAAAAACGAUGUACAGCAGUAGCAGUGUUGCCUUGCAAUUUUCGCCCACCCAACCUCCCCCCGAUCGCCCUUCCCACGUAUUUCUGCGAUGGUUAAUAAUGUCGCAGGUUGAUGGAGCGGUGGGGGAAUAUCUUGCAGUAUGGGGGAGGGAUGAGAGCGAGCGGGAAUUGGGUGGGGAUGUCGGAGGGCUCGUUGCUCUAAGGGUGAUCCAGGCGGCAUUCCUGCAUUAUCGCCAUAUAUUUCUGGGACACAUUCGUUUAGCACAACGUGUAUUCGAUACGUUCGGGUUUUGGCGUCCCUCGCAUUCGUGCUUGGUUAUGCAUGUCGGUGUGGUUCCUGGAAGGCCCACGAACUUGCCAUUGUUGGUAUAAAAAGGAGGGUGAAGACGGUACGGUGGCAAGAUUUUUUUGUUGUUCCACGACACUCGUAAAACCGUGGCAUACUUGUUUUUUAAAGGGCGAAGCAAUGCAUGUGUAGGUAUAGUAGGUUAAGCACCUCUUGAGGAAACAAGUAUUGCGUGAGAAUUGAAUGACACAUGCUGAAAUGUAGGUGCAAAUAUGUGGCAGCAUCGCUUGCGUUCGUACUUUGGGGAGCAGGAAAG
Ectocarpus sp. CCAP 1310/34 is the source of this 1318-nucleotide messenger RNA. The record is from the annotation of a GenBank genome assembly. NCBI's taxonomy places the organism in Eukaryota, Phaeophyceae, Ectocarpales, Ectocarpaceae.